Pimephales promelas (fathead minnow) is the source of this 5643-nucleotide messenger RNA. RefSeq lists its product as uncharacterized. The record is from RefSeq and is a predicted model, not a curated record. Lineage: Eukaryota; Metazoa; Chordata; Actinopteri; Cypriniformes; Leuciscidae.
CUGUCAGAAAGUCCGUCUCGGAACGGAAAACAAGCAGUGGUCUGACGGACUCUUAUUAUAGUUGCAACUUCCUGCAGGCUGAUGCAAAAGCCAGUUCCAGCCUGAUAUCGCUGUUUUCCCUGAUAUUGUGCAAUGUUGUGCGUUCAUGCAACAAAUACCACAACAUAACAUGAUUGCAUCAUAUAACUCUCCUUACCAUCCUGAGAGUGUAUAUGGAUGUCACUUACUGCCUGACGAAUAUCAUUAAAGAGAAGUUUGAUGAAGAUAUACUUCUCCUGUGCCUGAUUCUCUUACCGGAAUCACUGUCCAUAUUCGUCCGCCUACAGAACUGUAAAUUCUCAAACGUUGCUAGAGGUGCUACUCGGCAAUAAUUGGUCCUUCGAGCCGGAUGUGGCAACAGUAAACAGUAUGGACACAGCAGCUAGCGAUGCAUCAGAGACAGUGGUGAGACCUAAGAGACAGAGUAAACUGCCUUCCCAUCUGGGUGUCUAUGAGGUUGGCUACAUGCUUUCUGGGGACCCUCCUCCAACCACUUCUUCUCGCUGUCACAGCCAACGUAAGAGCCAGUCGAGGAAAACGUCCCAUAGUAAAGCCAGCUCCCAUUCCAGAUCCAGCAGUCAUUCCACUGUGUCUGGUGUCCAAGCUACAUCUGCACUCACAAGUAGUCAGGCAGCUAUAGUGGAGGAGAGAAUAAAACAGCGGCAGUAUGAUGACCUACUUCAGCAAAUGGAGGAGGACACACUGGCAGAAAUAGAGUUCCAGAAAUUACAAACCCAAGCCAAAGAGGCACAACGUGUUCAAGAAGAGGCUCUCAUGGCAAAGGAGGCCUUAUCUAACCAGUUAGAACGACGGCGCAAGCUGAAGAAGGCGGAAGCUGAUCUAGAAGUGGCCAAGCUGGUGAGUUCUCUGCUCAGCCAAGACACAAGUUUGACUAAUCCAGAGCAUCAAGCAUCACCAGACACAACUGGGUUACCAUCACAGUUUCAUCAUGCCAGCCCAGCCCACUCACCUGUAUUUCAACAAUCUUCCUGCCACUCCUCUUCCAUGAUGCAAGCCACACAGACGGUUACAGAGGAACAGAGCACAUUAAGGGACACACACACAGUUCAGUCAACACCCAGGCUACCUUAUUUGUCACUACAAUCGACUAUACCUGCUCAAGUUCCAGCUCUCACAGCGCAAUUGUCUUCAUGUGUAGUCACUCAAGUCCAAGGGGGACCACAUAUCACAUCUCGAGAGGACAUAUCACCUGUUCCGAGGCAGUUCAGCUCAGUAUCAAUGCCACUACCUCAAUUCAACCCCAUGAAAUCAGCAGCAAGCCAAUUUGUGACCCCCCACACGGUUAGUGUUUCGAUAUCACAGCCAGUGCCUCCUGUUGCAACUACUGCGUUAACUUCAAACGUGCACACUCCUUUUCCAAGCCGUGUAGCCCCACCUAUCAGCCAGAAUCAGCCUUUUCAAGCCCCUCAGCGUCGAGUGACAGUUUCAUCUACUGCACCCAUUUGCCCUCAAUCUUAUCCACAUCCACUUGUUCCCCAAACUGGUUAUGUACCUCAACCCGGAACAGAGCUUCUGAUGGCAGCAGCCUACGGUAUUCCUCGGCCCACACUACCAGUGUUUGAGAGCGGUACAGAAAGUGACUUUGCUUUGUUAAAACUGGCCUUAGACAAUCUAUUAAGUCACCAUACUCACAUCACUGAGCAGUACAAAUACCAAGUGUUACUGAGCCACCUGAAGUUUGCUAGUGCUCAGCAGUUGGCUAAGGCAUAUAUGCACCACCCACAGCCAUAUACCGCAGCCUUACAAGCUUUGCAGGAGAAGUAUGGCCAGCCUAGACAGCUUGUUCAAUCAGAAUUAGGUGCUAUUAUGAGUACUCCACCACUGAGAAUGGGUGAUACCAAUGCCUUUGAUUCAUUCGCCUUAUCUGUGCAAUCCCUGGUGGGCAUGCUGAGGACGCUGGAGGGACAGUACGGAUAUGAGUUAAUGUGUGGAUCUCAUGUGGAUCGUCUUCUGGGAAAGAUGCCACCCGCUUACCGAGAUGGCUUUGUAGAAUACUGUUUAAGCCAUGGUAUCCUUCAAACUGGUACGGAUAGGACCUACACUCUUCCCGACUUAGCGGCUUGGUUACAAACAAAAUCUCAAGCAAAGCGCAUCUCGAGUCAGGCUGCUGCUAUGUUUCAGUUUGACACAAAGUCACCUGUAAAGAGUAAAGGCACUUCAUAUCAUCGAGAGCGUUCAACACCUGUACUUUUGACAUCCGAGAGAACUGCUAAGCCUUCUGAGCUUGCUCGGACAAAAGCUGUUUCCAAGUUAAAGCCCUACUGUCCUCACUGCGACAGCCAAGAUCACUUUCUAAACUCUUGUGAUAACUUCAAGAGGUUGACCACCACCCAGAUCAUUACCUGGAUCACAGAGGGUAAGCGUUGUUGGAAAUGUGGUCGGAAUCAUCCAGUGGACUCCUGUAAUCUCAAGCGUCCCUGUAAAGUCUGCAAAGAACUGCACCUGACUGUCCUACAUGACUCUAUCAGAGAUACUUCAAAAGCAGUGUUAAUGGUGAGUUUACCAUCCACUCAAAUCUAUCUCGACAGACCUAACCGCUCACAGAAGGUUAUGCUUAAAGUUGUUAAGGUCCUCUUGCACAGUGGUGACCGAACAAUAGAAGCCCAUGCUGUUCUAGAUGACGGCUCAGAAAGAACAAUUGUUCUUCCUCCAGUAAUUCAGCAGCUUGGGUUGAAUGGAACUUCAGAGGUUCUCUCUCUCCAGACAAUUCAACAAGGUCAUACCAAACUUGAAGGGUCCACAGUUACCUUAGAAGUUUCUCCCAUCACUAAACCCACAGAAAGGUAUGUCAUUCGUGAUGCCUUUACUGCCUCUGCUUUGAGCCUUGCUGAACAUAAUUACCCAGUGGCAGCGCUUCAGAAAGCAUAUCACCAUCUGAAAGGUCUACCAUUGCAGUCUGUAGACAAAGUGAAACCCUUACUCCUCAUAGGGUCUGAUAUGCCACACCUCCUGACUCCUAUUCAACCAGUGCGUAGAGGAGCAGAAGGGAGCCCUGUUGCAAUAUGUACGAAGCUUGGUUGGGUACUGCAAGGCCCAAUGUGUCCGAUUCAGCCCCCUAAAGGCCAGCAACAAUGCCUGCAUCUAAUGACAGCACCAGCCCGUGACGAGUUGCAUCAACAUGUAGAGCGCUUGUGGCAGAUUGAUAUCUUGCCAUACAACGAAAAGCUGAUCACAAGAUCAAAGCAAGACCAACAAUCCUACAAACUCCUACAGUCUGCUACGGUCAGAGUAGAAGUGAAUAAUGUCCUGCGGUAUGCUACCCCGUUACUGAGGCGUACUCCUAUCACCUUGCUCUAUGCAGGCAAAGAGGCUGUGCUUCCCAGUCUCAGAAACAUUGAGAGAAAACUGGCCAAGAAUCCUGAACAAGCUCAAACCUACUGUUCGGAAAUUCAAAAGCUUGAAUCUGAAGGCUACAUUGCCAAGAUAACACCAGAGGAGGCAGACAAGUCCACGGAGUCGUGGUUCAUUCCGCACCACAUGGUGCAUCAUAAUGGGAAGGACCGAAUAGUCUUCAACUGUUCCUACCAAUACCAUGGUCAAAGCUUGAAUGAACAACUCCUUCCGGGCCCAACACUGGGGCCAUCUUUGCUGGGCGUCAUACUGAGAUUCAGACAACAUGCAGUGGCAGUGAGUGGGGACAUAAAAGGCAUGUUCCACCAAGUACGUUUGUUACCUGGUGACAAGUCGGUGCUGCGAUUCAUCUGGAGGAACAUGGAUAGGGAAGCUGACCCAGGCAUCUAUGAGUGGCAGGUAUUGCCCUUUGGUACGACCUGCAGUCCGUGUUGCGCCAUUUAUGCCCUUCAGCUUCAUGCCCAGGAACACCAAGAUGCAAUGGCUGGCUUAGCUGAUAUUGUGGACAACUCAUUUUACGUUGACAACUGUCUUCACAGUACCCCCGACCAAAGUGAGGCUAGGGCCAUUAUAGAUGGGUUGCGUCAAUCUUUGCUAAAGGGAGGCUUCGAGAUUAGACAAUGGGCGUGUAAUAUACCAUCAGUUCUCAAACACCUCCCAUCGGAAGCCAGAUCAGCUAGUAGUGAGUGCUGGUUGUCUCAGACUAGUACUGACAUGCAAGAACCUACUCUCGGCCUACAAUGGAAUUGCCUCGAUGACACCCUCGGGUACAAGAACCGCAUUGCAGAGCCUGUUCAGCCCACUAUGAGGAAUCUGUACAAGACUUUGGCGAGCCAAUUCGACCCCUUGGGUUUCAUAGUGCCAUUUACCACGAGGGCUAAAAUUCUUAUCCAGGAUCUUUGGAAACAUAACCUGAGCUGGGAUGACCCCAUCGAACCCAUACACCUGCGAGAGAUAUGGUCUAAAUGGGUUGCAGAGCUUUCUAGUAUCACCAGACUGCAAUUCCCUCGAACUUACGUGCCUGGUGGUGCUGAUGCUCCUUCCACUGUUCGGGAGCUCCAUGUCUUUUGUGACGCUUCCGAGAGGGUAUAUGGUUCUGUGGCCUACCUUCGUGUCACAGAUGACAGUAAAAAGGUCCAUGUUACCUUUGUCCUAGCUCGAUCCAGAGUGGCUCCUCGUAAGUGUCUAUCUAUGCCCCGCUUAGAGUUGUGCGCUGCACUCUCUGGAGCUCAGAUGGUGAAAGUGAUACAGGCUGAACUGACCAUUCCCAUACACAAAGUCAUAUAUUGGGCUGAUUCAACUACGGCGCUGCAUUGGUUAAAGUCGGAAUCCUGCCGAUACAAGGUCUUUGUGGGGUCGAGGGUAGCAGAGAUUCAGACUUUAACAGAUGUCACCCAAUGGAGGUAUGUGGACUCUGCUCGGAACCCAGCUGACCAUAUCACUAGGGGUCUUACCUUAGACCAAAUAGCAGGUCCUCACCAAUGGAGAUCUGGGCCAUCUUUCCUGACUGAACCACAGGAUAUGUGGCCAUUGACACCCAGUACGGAGUCCGUACCUGAUCUGAGCGAGAUGAAAAGGGCAUCCUUUGUCGGAGCAGUCACUGUCAUUCCCAGUCCAGUGCCUUCAGACCUCAGUCAAUUCAGAACCUGGAGCGAGCUAGUCCAAGCUACUGUUGAGUCCUGUAAUGGGGCGGCCAACAACAAUGUCUUUGAAGCCUCAAUGUAUACACAGGCAGAAAAGCUCCUAUUAGCACAGUCACAGCUUGAUUCAUUCCCGGAGGAAUUCAGAGCUUUGAAAGCUGGAAAGCUUAUCCCGACAGACAGUCGCUUGAGUUCUCUCGCCCCAGAAUAUGACGAAAAUACUGGUCUUAUCAGAGUGGGUGGACGACUUCGUCGGGUUGAAUCCCUGCCUUCUGAUAUCAUUCACCCGAUCGUCCUAGAUCCUCAUCAUCAGGUCACAAAGCUACUCAUCCAAGACAUAGAUCGGCAACUACAUCAUCCAGGUGCAGAGCGAGUGCUAGCAGAGCUACGUCGUAGAUACUGGGUGCUUAGAGGCCGUGAAGCUGUGCGCAAACACCAGUAUUCUUGCCAGGAUUGCCAGUUUUGGCGUGCUAAGCCACAGAACCCACAGAUGGCCGACUUUCCACCCUGUAGGCUUCGUCUGUUUAAGCCACCAUUUUACUCCACUGGCGUAGACUGUUUCGGGCCCUUUCAGGAGGUGAUCACGAGUUAA